Molecule: messenger RNA, 288 nt
Organism: Dictyostelium discoideum AX4
Lineage: Eukaryota; Evosea; Eumycetozoa; Dictyosteliales; Dictyosteliaceae
Exons: 1
Coding region: 1-288 (95 amino acids)
Source: RefSeq, a predicted model, not a curated record
AUGGUCUCAACAAAUAAUGAAUUAUCAACUGAAAAGAAAUUAAAUAACCUUGAAUAUUUUCCAAUGAAUAAUAACGAAAAUUUCAACCGUGAUGAAAUGAGAAGAAUUCGUAGACAAAGACAACAACAACACCUACAACAACAAUAUCAAAUUAGACAAAUUAAAAAAGAAUUAAAAGAAAAUAAAUCAACUGGUUCAAAGAUUUUAAAUUUUUUAAAAAAGUUUAUAGAAAAUGAUGGUGAAAAUCAGACACAAACUUUAAAAGUUAAAAUGAAUUUUGUAUAUUAA